AUGCGCAGACCAAAGCGAAGGGUCGUGUGCAACUCUAAUGCUAGAUGGGAUGUAAGCUGGCGAUUUUCGAGUGCAAACCCCCCGACUACGAGAAACACAAUUUUAAAUAAUCGACGGAUGGAGACAGAGCUGGUAAAGUGUGAACCAAACAGCCCUUUGGGCCUGGGACGUUGCACUGUCCAAGUUCUUGAUGACAACUUUCGACGUGAUGUUUUUUCUGACUACAGUGGUCAUGAUGAUUAUGGAUCAGACCGCUCUUACCAGGGUGACAGUGGUGAUAAUAUAUCUCCAUGCAGCAAUGAUGUUAAACCAGACUUUAGCACAACUGCUAUGAUCUCUGACCAGGAGAAUCCAGAUGGAAGCAAGAAGAUUUGUUUAGUUUGUGGCGAUGUUGCAUCUGGAUAUCAUUAUGGGGUGUCAUCAUGUGAGGCAUGUAAAGCCUUUUUUAAGAGAACUAUACAAGGUAAUAUAGAGUAUUCAUGCCCUGCCAACAGUGACUGUGAAAUAACAAAACGACGUCGAAAGGCAUGCCAGGCAUGUCGAUUCCAGAAAUGUCUAAGUGUCGGCAUGCUACGAGAAGGAGUUCGGUUAGACAGAGUACGUGGAGGUCGUCAGAAAUAUAAACGCAGUCCGGAUUCACAACCUUUAACACAGUAUCCAAUUCAUUCACAGACAAUUAUUAAGAAGUCAUGUUUGGAACGGAAACCACGAACAGAAAAGAGUGUGUUGCCCCCUGGUUCAGACAGCAAAAUCAUGGAGUCUCUCCUGGCCAUUGAGGCACAACUGGAUAAACUGUAUGCAUCCCCUGAUCCAGAAAUACCAGAAAAUGAGGUUAAAUUCAUGUCCAUUGUUUCAGACCUUGCAGACCGUGAACUGGUUGUCACUAUCAGCUGGGCAAAACAGGUGCCAGGAUUUGCCAGUCUUCCCCUGGGUGACCAAAUGAAUCUCCUACAGCAUUCAUGGCUUGAGAUCUUAUGUCUGAACCUUGCUCAUCGAUCCUGUCCUUACAACCACUUCUUGAAGUUUGCAGAAGAUUUCAAAAUUGACCAAGAACAAGCAGCAAAUACAUAUGGUUGCUCACCUGAGAUGGACAACCUUAGCCGGAAACUCGCCAGUAAAAUCACUAGUCUUGGCGUAACAAAAGAAGAGUACAUACUUUUGAAGGCCUUAAUACUUUGCAACCCAGAUGUUACUCCUGAUAGCAAUGGAUCAGUGAAACAACUACAGGAUAAAUUCCAUGAUACACUGAUUGAAUAUGUGAAAACAAAACACACAGGGAACAUGAGACGACUUGGCCACUUGUUUAUGCUGCUGCCGCAUCUGACACAUGGGAUUAAGGAAUGGAAAAAUAAUCUAAAAUGUAGAUUAGUAAAUAAUGAAGCAAGUUCCUAG
This is a messenger RNA of Acanthosepion pharaonis, 1392 nucleotides long. The record is from the annotation of a GenBank genome assembly. NCBI's taxonomy places the organism in Eukaryota, Metazoa, Mollusca, Cephalopoda, Sepiida, Sepiidae.